Messenger RNA from Arachis ipaensis, 1406 nucleotides. Its product is annotated as THUMP domain-containing protein. Gene Ontology annotation, biological process: tRNA modification. NCBI's taxonomy places the organism in Eukaryota, Viridiplantae, Streptophyta, Magnoliopsida, Fabales, Fabaceae. The record is from RefSeq and is a predicted model, not a curated record. Gene Ontology annotation, molecular function: RNA binding.
AAAAAUAAAAGGACGUGGAAGGAGGCGGUUAAGUGAUUGAGUGAGUGAAGUGUUGGAGAAGAGAAUGGCGCCCGAUGCAGCCGCCGCCGCCGGCAAGAAGAGGAAGCGCUAUCUCCCUCACAAUAAGCCAGUGAAGAAGAAGGGUUCAUACCCACUGCGUCCCGGCGUUCAAGGUUUCUUCAUCACCUGCGACGGUGGUAGGGAGCACCAAGCCUCUCGUGAAGCUUUCAAUAUCCUUGAAUCGUUUUAUGAAGAGCUAGUUCAUGGGGAAAAUCCAGGUGCUAAAGGAUUACCUAACAAACCUAUGAAUACAAAGAUUACGUUCGCGGAUUCUGAUUCUUCUAGUAGUGACGAUGAGGCGGAGCAGCAGGAAGAAGAGGAAAAGGGGGACAAAACGCUUAAAACUGAGGGAAAAGAUAAUGAUGAUGGUGAUGCAAACUGUGGCAAUGGAGCUGAGGGAAAAUCAGAUGCUCUGAAGAUCGAUGAUCUUGAACCAAAGAUCGAUGAUUCCAAUGCUGAUCCAGUAGACAAAGCUGAUGAUGAUAAAGGAGAAGUUGAAAAUAAAGCUGAUGAGCCACCAGCCAUGAAACAGUGUUCCAAAACAGAUGCCCCAACAUGCAAUUCGAAGGAGAAAGUGGAACAGAAGUCGAUUGAUAGGUUAAUUGAAGAAGAGCUUGAAGAAUUGGGAGACAAGAAUAAGAGACGAUUUCUCAAGCUUGAUUCAGGUUGUAAUGGUGUUGUAUUUGUACAAAUGCGAAGGAAAGAUGGGGACAAAAGCCCCAAAGAUAUAGUUCAUCAGAUAGUGACAUCAGCAGCAUCGACGAGGAAACAUAUGUCAAGGUUUAUUUUGAGAAUUUUGCCAAUUGAAGUCUCAUGUUAUGCUUCAAAAGAGGAAAUUUCAAGGGCAAUCAAGCCUCUUGUGGAGCAGCACUUUCCAGUGGAAACUCAAAAUCCGCAGAAGUUUGCUGUACUGUAUGAAGCCCGUGCAAAUACUGGUGUUGACAGGAUGGAAAUCAUUGAUGCAGUGGCAAAGUCAGUUCCUGCACCUCAUAAAGUUGAUCUCAGUAAUCCUGAUAAGACCAUAAUAGUUGAAAUUGCCAGGACUGUGUGCUUGAUUGGGGUCAUUGAGAAAUAUAAAGAAUUUUCCAAGUACAAUCUGAGGCAGUUAGCAUCACGGAAAGCCUGAUCGUUGUGGUGCAAACACUCGUAGUUUCUGCAAAAUUAUGUUUAGUUAAUUAGUUUAGCAGUAUUUAGACUAAAGUUAUCUGACGAUUGUGUUUUUAGGAAGAUGCUAUUUACUUUCUGGCCUUACUCUGUUCAUUGUUUUGAAACCCCCAAACCCUUGCUAGCUUAACAUUAUUUAAAAUUUCAAGAAAAUGAAUGUACUCAUUUAAUUUUGAUGCGUA